UUGAGCCCUUCCGCUCUCCGUAAAGGAAUUUGAAGACUGCAUUACGUCAGUUGUCCUGCCAGCGGCAAGAAAGGAGCUCAGUCCGGAGUGUGGUCACUUUUUUUUUUACAACUUUCUGUGGAGAAUUAAAGGGAUUUGUGCAUUUUUCCCCCCCGAGGACUUCAGAGUUUGGAGUUCUGUCCGUUGUGGGUGAACGACGAGGAGGAAUGAAACUUGGAAGCGGCGCAUCGCAGCUCUCCUGCUCCAGUAUGAAAAGUUUGUAAAACGAUUUGAAAAAUCGACGACACUCGGAAAGUAGAUGGAGGAAACAGAAGAUACAGAUCAUUGUUUCUGUGCGGGAUGUGGAGGAGAAAUUCAAGACUCGUUUCACUUAAAAGUCCUCCAGGACACCUGGCACAACGCAUGCUUUCAGUGUUCUGUGUGCUGUGACCACUUGACUAACUGGUACUAUGAGAAGGAAGCCAAGCUGUACUGUCGCAAACACUACUGGGAGAAGUUUGGAGAGCUCUGUCAUGGCUGCUCUCUGCUCAUGACUGGACCUGCCAUGGUGGCCGGAGAACACAAGUAUCACCCAGAGUGCUUCGUGUGUCUGAGCUGCAAGGUGGUGCUUGAGGACAGGGAUACCUACGCCUUAGUCGAACGAUCCAAACUCUACUGCGGAAAGUGCUACAAACAGGUUGUUCUUACACCCAUGUUGGAAAAGCGCUCACACGACUCCGUCCUAGACUCCCUGCCCCACACAGUGACGCUCAUCUCCAUGCCCUCUGCAGCCAACGGCAAGAGGGGCUUUUCCGUCACAGUGUUGAGGGACGUCAACGGCUCAGCAAGUGUUCAAGUUAAAGAAGUCAGAGGGAUGCUUAUUAGUCCAGAGGUUCGAAAUGCCAUCCAUGUUGGGGACAGGAUCCUGGAGAUUAAUGGCCUUCCUGUUGGGACAUUGAUGCAGGAGGAGGUGGAUGAUCUUGUUCACCGCACCAGUCAAACGCUGCAGCUACUGAUAGAGUAUGACCCAAUCAGGCAGCGUUUAGACCGGCUCAGGCUGGGAUCACCAAGAACCCGGCUGGGAGUCCCAGCCACCUCCCGCAUGCGUCUGUCCUCCCCUUCUGACGCGGUCCUGGAGAGAACCAAUGAGGUUGAAAACAGCACACUAAAAAGGAGGUCUUUGAGGCGCAGUAACAGCAUAUGUAAGUCCCCCGGGCCAAAUUCCCCUAAAGAGAUGCCUUUUAUUUCACAACACAUUGGCCGCUCUGAAUCCUUGAGAUCCUCCAGUAGCUGCUCUCAUCGUAUCUUCCGACCGUGUGACCUCAUACACGGGGAGAUCUUAGGAAAAGGUUUCUUCGGACAGGCUAUCAAGGUGACUCAUAAAGCCACAGGAGAGGUGAUGGUGAUGAAGGAGCUGAUCCGUUGUGAUGAGGAGACCCAGAAGACUUUCCUAAAAGAGGUCAAAGUAAUGCGAUGCCUCGAACAUCCCCACGUUUUAAAGUUCAUUGGUGUGCUAUACAAGGACAAGAGGCUUAAUCUGAUAACUGAGUUUAUCGAGGGAGGCACGCUGAAGGAUUUCAUCAGAGACACGGAUCAGUUUCCAUGGGAGCAAAGGGUGAGCUUUGCAAAGAGCAUCGCUUCUGGCAUGGCCUACCUUCACUCAAUGAGCAUCAUCCACAGAGACCUUAAUUCUCACAACUGCCUGGUUAAACUGGACAACACUGUGGUCGUGGCGGACUUUGGACUGUCCCGACUCAUAGUUGAGGACAAAGUGAAGCCUCCACCUGAUAAACCAACCACUAAGAAGAGAGUGUUAAGACGCAUUGACCGAAAGAAGCGCUACACUGUUGUGGGAAACCCUUACUGGAUGGCUCCAGAGAUGCUAAAUGGUAAACGCUAUGAUGAGAAAGUGGACAUUUUCUCCUUUGGAAUUGUACUCUGUGAGAUCAUCGGAAAAGUCAGUGCAGACCCUGAGUGCCUCCCCAGGACUUUGGACUUUGGCCUGAAUGUUGGAAAGUUUGUGGAGAAGUUCCUCCCUGAGGACUGUCCAGCAGCUUUCUUUCCACUGGCCGUGGCCUGCUGUGACAUCACACCAGACAACCGCCCACCUUUCCAGAAGCUGGAGGACUGGUUUAAAGCUCUGUCGCUCCACCAGGAGCUGGGGAUCCCCCUGCCAGCCGAACUGGAUGAACUGCAUCAGAGAGUGAGUCAACUCCACUGGCCUAAAGGCGGCUCCCCAUCCCAGAGCACGGAUCAGUCAUCAACCCCAACAGCAGUGUCUCCAGACUCUUCCAGCGUGACAGACAGUGGCACCUAGGGCCUGUGCCUCUUUUCUUUGACCCCUCUGAACUGCUGCAAUAAUGCUGGGGAUGAGAAAAAGAGGGAAAUUGCAUCAAACCCGAGCCAUAUUAAAACUGAAUAACCUGAGGUAGCUGGACCAAUCUCCCUGUGUGGGACCUUUGCUCUGAGAGUGCCAGUGAACGGCAAAGUGGGUGGAAAGACGCAUUUCAAAAAGAUAAAUGUUAGAUACAAAAAAACAUUUUUUCCCCCCCUACUAAGCCCCCGCUCAACACACAGAGUUGUACUAACGUUUACCGCGUAUAUAAACAAUAUGCAACUUUCUUUGGUCCUUUCCCCUGACUAAAGAUAAACCUCUAAAUAAGGUGGAAGUCCUCGAUGACUCAGAAGGGACAGCAGUUUUGGUUUUCAUUCUUUGAAGUUGUUGUUUCGCUAUGUGUGGUAUGCAAAGAACGAUCCUAAACCACCAAAGGACUCCCUUCACUUCACUUCAGCAGCAAAGAAACAAAGAUGCUCCAGAGUCAGCGAGUGUGGCCGAUUGAUUGACAGGUCCAGGUAAACAGCCCAGGACUUCAAAAAAAAUACAGGUGACUUUCAACAGCAGUGGAAGCAAUACACACACACUGACCCCAAAUGGCACAAGUAGGCAAAGGAAUGUUUUUCUUCUAAGCACCACUAAUCUAGUUUUUGACGAGAUGAUUACAGGUAUGGUUCUGUACUUUGUAGUUAUAUGAUUAUAAUUCAUUUGUUACAAUGAUGAAUGAACACUAUUUAGUUUUUUUUUUUCCACACUAACAUUUUGUUCAAAGUUUUUAUCAAACAACCAAUGCCUAUUU
Molecule: messenger RNA, 3113 nt
Organism: Etheostoma cragini (Arkansas darter)
Lineage: Eukaryota; Metazoa; Chordata; Actinopteri; Perciformes; Percidae
Gene: limk2
Product: LIM domain kinase 2
Exons: 16
Coding region: 299-2296 (665 amino acids)
Biological process (GO): protein phosphorylation; actin cytoskeleton organization
Cellular component (GO): nucleus; cytoplasm
Molecular function (GO): protein binding; ATP binding; protein serine/threonine kinase activity
Source: RefSeq, a predicted model, not a curated record